Molecule: messenger RNA, 2303 nt
Organism: Pseudopodoces humilis (Tibetan ground-tit)
Lineage: Eukaryota; Metazoa; Chordata; Aves; Passeriformes; Paridae
Gene: YAE1
Product: YAE1 maturation factor of ABCE1
Source: RefSeq, a predicted model, not a curated record
CAAGAUGGCGGCUGUUUACCUGCAGCCUCCGUUGAACUUGCCCUUGUCCAACAUGGCCGUGGCAGUCCAAUUACUUCCGCCGGCAGCGACGUCCGUGUGCCCUCAGUGAAGAUGGCCGAGCGCAGCGCGGUGUGCUGGUGGAUGCAGUGAGGAUGUACCCCAAUGACACACAGCAUCAAGUUCCUAUGUACAGCUUGAAUAAUCAGCUCCAUACCUGGCUUCUCUUCAGAACUCACAGCUUUGGCAAUACUUCCAAUCUGACACUUUGUCAGAGGCACUGAGAAUGCCUCUCAGAAACUUCUGAGAGUUUUUCAGUGUUUUUUUUCCACAUAAACGGGGGUCAUAGGGCACUGCUGUUAUGUCUUGGGUACGAGUUGCAGUCAGCCAAUCCAAUGAAGAUAUAUUUGAUGAAGAUGCAGAUGAGAUGUAUCUACUACAGAAGGAAUGGAACAGCACUAUGAAAAAGAGAUUGAAGGAAGGCUAUAGGGAUGGAAUUGAGGCUGGGAAAGAGCUUGCUCUCCAGACAGGCUUUAAUCAAGGUUACAGACACGGUGCCGAGCUGAUGAUUACAUGUGGCCAGUUCAAAGGAACCCUGAAUGCUCUCUUAUCCUGGUGUCAUUUUAAUGGACACGAUUCUGCUUUAAGUACAAUAAAUAAUCUUCUUGAUGUGGUUGGAAAGCACGAAGAUGAUGUGCUUAAGUAUCUGAAUUCUACUGAAGAACAGCCACAUCUUGGACACAUUUUAGACUCAGUUCAGGACAUGGACCUUAAUCACACAGCUGGGACAGAGUACAAGGAAGUUAAAGAUGGAAAACACGAAGACUCUGGCAGCUCUGGUGAAAACAUUUGUAGGAAUAAUGGUGAGGUUGGUUCCUUGCAGUCUGAGUGCAGCAAGGAAAACCUCUGCACAGAUCCUGAAAACUCAACCCUUGCUUGGGUUAAAAAGCAGACUGUGUGGUUAGUAGAGCAACUGGGCUUAUCACUGGAUGUACUCCAUCAUGUCCAGCAACUGGAACAUUAGUUUUUCUGUCUCAUGGUACUUAAAACUAUCACAGGUGGUUUUGAUUCUUAGUUUGUGGGCCAUGUACAGGCUGAUGCAUUGCUUUUGUUUUAGGAAAAUCUGAUUUUGACACUUUACAGUAGAAGUUAUUUUUGUAAGUCUUCACCAUACUUUUGGCAAAUCCCUUCACUUUCAAUGUUGAAGGUAACAUUCACAGAAAGGGGCAGUGACUUUAAAGUUUUACAAAGUUAUAAACAUGUUUCUGUUUUGUAUCAGGAGCUCCCAUUUCACCCUCUUUUUUUUUCUUGGCAGUUUGGAAAUAAAGGAGGUCCAUUAAAUAGCCCCUCUAAAUUGGUCCCCUCCAAUAUCAGAAGAAUAAAUGCUCAGUGCUAUGGAAAUGGUCAGUGGUUUUGCAGAAUAAGCUGCUGUUGAUGGUACGCUGUGUGCAGAAUGAUACACUGAUACUGCUGUGUAUUUUGUCAGAAUUCUUUGUGUUAUCUUUUGUACCCAUGAUGCAAUGCACUUUCAUUGUUAAAAACUAUUUUCCGUCCUUAGGUAGUUGUACUUGUCACGUUUGCUGAAAACACACUAUUUUCCUCAAAUGCAGAAUUGCUGACAAUUCCAUUGUUUUACUUUUAGACAUCUAUUCUUACCAUGUCAGAUCACACUAAACAUGCUUCCAGUCUAACUAACCUUAUUUUUGUAUUUAUUUUGUCAGUCCCUCUAGCCUGAACGCUUUCCUAUAUUCCAAUAAUGCUUUUCUCAAGCUCCUCAAGGAAGCCAAGCUUAUUCACUACCUCUUAGAAAUACAUCAGCCACACAUGCCUAUUUCUGAUUAUUUCAUAUUUCUGUAACUAUUCUAUAUUUGACUUGCUUUCCUUUGCUUCCCUUAACUGUAGCUGUAAAGUGCUCUGUUCAGAAAGCUUUUUCUUUGUGAAUGCCUCUGUUUUACAUUAAUUAAACUGAUUUAUAGUAAGUUACCAGUUUACUUGUCAGAAGUUUCUUUUAACUCCUUCAUACUGGAGACAAAGGAAGUCUAGACAUAGCAAAGUAAGAUUUUGAACAGUCAACUACAAUUAAAACAAAAGCACAAAACCAUUUCAUACUUUGAGGCAAGAAAAAAUCUAAGGCAAAAAUUCUUUGUUUUUCAGACGCUGAGUUUACAACAUUCUUACUAAAGACUGUUUAUCCUGUCAGAGUUGACAGAGUGUAAGUUUGGUCUCCUUUCAGUGCCACUUCUGCUUUAGGGGUAAGCAGACCUGCAGUUUAGAGUCUUGCAUUGAAUGCAUUUAUGAAAUAGUGA